Molecule: messenger RNA, 2647 nt
Organism: Patella vulgata (common limpet)
Lineage: Eukaryota; Metazoa; Mollusca; Gastropoda; Patellidae
Product: coiled-coil domain-containing protein 174
Exons: 11
Coding region: 594-2615 (673 amino acids)
Cellular component (GO): nucleus
Source: RefSeq, a predicted model, not a curated record
UCCUCCGGGUCCUCCGGUUUCCUCCCACAGCUAAAGAUCCCUACGCGCAAGCGAAUUAUGGAAAUAAAAUUGAACCAUAUGUUAGUCGAGUGGACGUUAAACCCCAUUUCUCUCUCUCUCUCCAAGUGAGAGAGGGAUACACAUGACGAUGGUUAUCACUACUCUUGUCUGUAAUCCUCAUCCUUUUCCUGACCAGAUCAUCUAAUGGACUCCUAUAUUUUUCGAAAUCCUCAAUUAAAAAAUAUCUAUUACUUAAAUGACCAAAUAUUCCUGUCUUGUUUUACUUUAAGGUGGUCCUUAACCUUUUGUCAGUUGUAUUUAUUUUUAUAACUUACUUGCACCACCGGCACUGUUUGCGGGAGUUCCAACACCUCCUAUAGAAUUCAACUCAUUGUUAAAAAUAUAAUUUGCGGGUCACGGAAAGAUAACUCUGUUUGGAAACAUGGUUUGGUGUAGAGGAGUAACCGAAGUUGGCCGAGUGAAAUCUGCAGCCGGUUGCCGAGUGAAAAAUAGAAAGUAACUCAUUGAAGAUCCAGUAUUGUGCAUAUAAUUGCUCUUUAGCCUAGCAGAAAAAAGGUUUCGAGUAUUUGAAGAUGGAACCAUGCAACACAAAACAUCUCAAUUCCUCAUCUAUGGUUGAUUUAAAGGCAGAACUGUUUAGAAAACAAGAAGAAUAUAAUAAAAGAAAAUUAGCAACUAAAGAUGGAGAUUAUAUAAAAGGCAAAGUUAGCGACAGUAACAAGAAGAAAGGCAGUCUAUUCAGUAAACAAAAUAAAGGAGUUUUAGAGAGAGCAGAGAGAGAUAGAGAAGUGAAAAUAGAAGAAGAAGAUGUACAUGCUAGAUCAAGGAAGGCGUUAGAAGCGAAAGCUAAACUGUAUGAUAAGAUGACAAAUAGCUCUGAUAUUCCAGAGGAGGAUGGAAGUGGAACAUAUUUAGUUGAUUUCCAAAGAAAAGUAAUUGAUUGUAUAUGUGAAAAAAAAGAAAAAGAAAGAGAAGAAGAAGAUAAUAUACCUCCACCACAACAUCCUGAUGAACAGUGGGUAGAUUAUGUUGAUUCUUUGGGGCGAUCAAGAAGAUGUUUAAAAAAAGAUCUCUCACAUCUAAUUCAACAAGAUAAAGAUUUAUGUGGAAAAAGAAGCUUAACUACAGAGAAAAAAAAGCUGGAUGAGAGUUUACCAACAUUAUUAUCAGCUGACAUGUAUCGUGAAAUACAGCGUAAAAAAUGGGAAGAAGAGGAAGAAGCUAAGUUGAACGAACCAGUUGGUCCAAUACAUUACGCUAAUGUUCAACAUAAUGAGAUAAGAACUCAUGGUGUAGGUUUCUAUCAGUUUUCUAAAGUUGAAGAAGAAAGACAAAAACAGAUGGAUACAUUAACUAAACUUAGAGAUGAGACAGUGGAUGCUCGGUCAAAAUCAGAGAGACUGAAGGAGAAAAGAAAAGCCCAGCUAGAAACUAGAUUAGCUCAUGUUAAAAAAAGAAGAAGAAUGAAAGAAGGAUAUGUUGAAGAAACAGAAGAUGAGAAGAACGAAGAAGAAAUUGGUCCCAAGUUAGAAGAGAUGAUAUCACAAGAAAGACAAGUUGUUAAUGAUGAUAAGGGUAAUAAAUUAAAUGAGAAACCUGUAGAGAAACCAGUUAGAGAAUGGGAUAGAGGAAAAGAAAAAAUGUUUGAGUUGAACUCUCAUCGUUAUUUUGAAAAGAGAAGAGAAGAGAGAGAACCUGAGUUUGCUCCACCUUCAAUUUAUAAAGAUACACAGUUUAUGCCCAGUGCUAAUAUCAGCUGUCAGUCAAAGCUAUAUUCUAAAAAGACAAGUGACAGUUUAGAGUUUGCUCCACCUUCAAUUUAUAAAGAUACGCUGGUUGCACCACGUGUUAAUAUCAGCUGUCAGUCAAAGCUGGAUUCUAAAAAGACAAGUGACCAUACAAUCACAAAUAAAAUAGAAGUUAAAGAUUUAAAUGUAAGUGAUAUACCAUUGCCUAGUGAUGAUACAAUGUAUCAGGGACAAAAGGAAACAAAUAAAACCGCAGAUAUUUUGAUACCAAACUUCAAUGUUCCACCCCCUGGUUAUAAUCCUAUUACACCUUUUCACACUGAUAUCACUCCACCAGCUUUUAUUACUAAUAUACCUCCACCCAGUUUUAUUCCUAAUAUACCUUCACCAGCUUUUAUUUCUAAUAUACCUUCAUCAGCUUUUUAUCCUCCGUCUGCUCCUGUGAAUUUAAACCCAGCAUAUGAUGAUCAGCACCACGAUUUUAAUUAUUACCAAAGUAUUCCACCUGCCCAUAUUACAGAACAGACACACCAAGCAAACUAUUCAAGUGGAAUAAUUUCUCAAACUGACAACAGUUAUUCAACAAAAGAACCUGUAGAAAGGAUGAAAAUCAUUGACACCCGGUUUGUUGAUAAGGAAGAUGGACUGGAUGUUAUGGAACAAGCAGAGAAUAUAGACAGUGUAUCAUAUAAACCUGGUUCCUUUACAAUAGCAGCAUUAAACAGUGCAAAUGCUGUCAUUAAUGACAAUGAUUUGAAAGAUAAUAUUUGUGAAGAGUUUCAUACUGUACAGCCAAGUUCUUAUAGUGGUGGAGCAGUCAAUUAUUCAUCACAAACAAAUACUUGAAUACAAAUGAAAAAUAAAUUAGUAUUAAAUAU